CGCCGUGGCCGUGCGACCAAGACGACGCCCCAGCCGCGUGCGCCGCUCCCUGCCCCGCCGAGCGGGAGCGCCUUUUAAUUUCCGGCUCCGCAGCCGCCAGUAUAUUGUACUCCUCCCCGUCCCGCCCGCUUGACAUCGCGUCCCGUGCCAAAGCCGACGCGCACAAAAGCAACCCAAAGCGAAAGCAAAGCGGCCACCACCUCCCUCCCUCCUCCACCCCACCCGUCACGCCGAAGCCGAGCAGCCAUUAUUCCUGCUCUCGUCUCGUCAAAUCCCCUUCCCUAAAAUGAGAAACCUAGUACUACCAUAGAAGCCCACGCACCCACCCGUGCUCGAGCGGCACCGGACCACCGAGUGAGGCAGUGAGCCGUGAGCCCAUGCCACCGCGCGCCGCGGCCGCCGCCGCCGCCUCGCAGCAGAACGACUGCUGCAUCCACGGCAUCGGCCCCCGCUGGCGCGGCGUCGGCGAUCUCCCCGGCGGGGCGCCCUGCAGCUACCUGCCGCAGCGGAAGCGGCUGUCCGUGGACGGCAAGUGCACGGCGCCGCGGAUAUGCAUCUGGGAGUGCGACGGCGAGGCCGGUGACAUCACCUGCGACAUCGUCGCCGCACCAAUCCGCCGUAGCUGCAGCGCGAGGACAAUGCCAUGGGCAGCGCCUCAACCGGCCCCGCCGUUCCGGACGAUGACGCCGCCGCCACCGCGGCCGAGGCCGCAGAGGGUGGCGGAGGAGAUGGGCAAGAGACCCGGGGAGACCAUUCUCAAGGGCCACCGGAGCUACAGCCUCAUGCUUAAUCUGCAGCUUGGCAUAAGCUAUUCGGUGGGGAAGUCGUCGGCGCUGCCGUUCAGGAAGCUCUCGUCGUCGGACUUCGACCCGCGGGAGAAGGUGUGGACGCGGUUCCCGCCAGAGGGGUCCAAGCUCACGCCGCCGCAUCACUCCGUAGAUUUCCGGUGGAAGGACUACUGCCCUGCCGUAUUCAGGCACCUGAGGAAGCUGUUCGGGGUGGAUCCUGCGGACUACAUGCUCGCCAUCUGCGGGAACGACACUCUCCGGGAGCUGGCAUCCCCGGGCAAGAGCGGGAGCUGCUUCUUCGUUACGCAGGAUGAUCGGUUCAUGAUUAAAACCGUGAAGAAGGCCGAAGUGAAGGUUCUAAUUAGGAUGCUGCGGAGUUACUAUGAACAUGUUUAUCGAUACAAGUCUACUUUAUUGACAAGGUUUUAUGGCACACAUUGCAUUAAGCAAGCUGGCUGCCCUAAGGUCCGGUUCAUUAUAAUGGGCAAUUUUUGCUGCUCAGAGUAUAAGAUCCAUAGGCGUUUUGAUUUGAAAGGUUCCUCACAUGGUCGGACUAUCGACAAAGCGGAACAGAAGAUUGAUGAAACCACAACUCUAAAGGACCUUGAUCUUGAUUAUGCAUUCCGAUUGCAGAGAUUUUGGUACGAGGAGCUUAUGAAGCAAAUACAGAUGGACUGCACAUUUUUAGAGACACAAGGAAUUAUGGACUACAGCUUGUUACUAGGAGUUCACUUUCGUAAUGAUUUCUCAAUGCCUAAGAUAGGCCUAUCCCAGUAUAUUGGUUUGUCAAAAUCCACUGGUAAAAGAAAAUCAUUUGAAGGUGGAGGCGAUGUUUGUGAGCUUUGCUUUAUGGAAUCUGGAUGCAAGGAUAGAGAUUUGAUUAUUGACUCUCGGAAACCAUUGGUCCAGUUAGGAAUGCACAUGCCCGCACAUGCUGAGCGAAGGUCAAAGAAAAUACUAGACAAGUUUCUCCUAAAUGAAAGACACUUGUUCAUAACCACGCCAAGUGGAGGAUCGCGGGAUGUCUACCUCUUCUUCGGAAUAAUUGACAUUCUUCAGGACUAUGACAUAACUAAGAAGCUUGAGCAUGCUUACAAGUCCUUCCAAGUCAACCCUGGCUGCAUUUCCGCUGUAGACCCAAAGCUAUACUCAAGAAGGUUCCAGGACUUCAUUCGCAGAGUAUUCAUCAAAGAACAGUAAGAAAAUUGCAUAGGGUUAACUGGUGACUGUUCCACACUUCCACUGACUUUUUACAUGAUGAGAUCCAUUGGUGAAGUCUUGGGUAUGAUCGUACCACCGAUCCCGAGCGUGCCCUGAAACAGUGGAAAUGAUGGGCGGUUUACCAUAUGCACAGUUUUCUGAAUAAUUGGCGCCAUGGAGCUCAGCCGACACGCAUGCUAAUGUUGAAAGGACGUGAGCUAAACUAUAGAGCACCGCCUUUUGGAAGACUUGUAAGAUGUAAGUGCCGACUCCAUGAUUGCGGAGCACAUCCCAAACGUCCCUGUUAUUUAUUCUUUUUGCACUAGCAUCUACCAAGAAUCUCAAGUGUUUUUGUUUCUUGGGAUGCCUGAUAAAUAUGAUCUUGGCCGAACGGGGAUCAGACAUUGUACAUGCACAUACUGUCGUGUAGUAAAAACACUAGAUGGGUUUAGGAACUGGUGCAUCUUCUCAAAGUUCAAAAACCAACUGAAAUGCAGCUUGCCUUCAGUAAAUAUGUGCAGCUUGUUUCUUUGCUUGCGGAUGAAAACUCUCUUGCCGGACUGUUCGGAUGAAUUAUUGAUUGAAGCAACGCCAUGUUCAUGGUUCAGAGAAAAGAAGCUGUCUUGUAAGCAGUGUUGCCUUCUUUGCAAGCAUUUGCAGCUCAUCUUUUGCUCGCGCCUACUCUGACCAGAGUGGUGACUGGGGACUGGAGAGAGGUAGUGCCACUUGCGCUACUCCCACUGGCUUUGCGAACUGGAGAAAGAUAAAGUGCAAAAGCGGAAGGGAGGGGACAUGCAUCAAAAGGAGAGAAAGAGAGUGCAGGGAGAUGCUGAGACAGAUCUGGCCUGCUUCUGUGACUUAAGUCUGUCUAGUGAUGAAUUUUUCUUCCGUCCUCUCGGCGUUGCAUGGCGUUUCCCCGACUUUGCUUUGUCCCACGCCAAGGCCUACUCCAUUUCUUCUCCCUCCUGUGCUCAAUCUUUUGUCAUGCUCUGCUUUGCUUGGAUCUACUAUAACCGGGCCAGCCUUCAGCAUGACUGGGGGAGCAGACCAGGUGAUCAGAACUUCUUGAGGUCAGGAUGAUGCAUGCCACUCACGCAUGACGCGUCCUAUUCUAUGUAUGGCCAGGCCGUGCUACUAAAGUGGUACUAGUAAUACACUCUAGGCAAAUAAGUGAUUGUUAUUUCGCAAUUGUAAAUGUGUGUUGGUAUAUACUAUACAUGUGUU
Molecule: messenger RNA, 3212 nt
Organism: Phragmites australis (common reed)
Lineage: Eukaryota; Viridiplantae; Streptophyta; Magnoliopsida; Poales; Poaceae
Product: phosphatidylinositol 4-phosphate 5-kinase 2-like
Exons: 8
Coding region: 378-1988 (536 amino acids)
Biological process (GO): phosphatidylinositol metabolic process
Molecular function (GO): phosphatidylinositol kinase activity
Source: RefSeq, a predicted model, not a curated record